Messenger RNA from Cyprinus carpio (common carp), 1256 nucleotides. RefSeq names its product dedicator of cytokinesis protein 9-like. Gene Ontology annotation, molecular function: guanyl-nucleotide exchange factor activity. NCBI's taxonomy places the organism in Eukaryota, Metazoa, Chordata, Actinopteri, Cypriniformes, Cyprinidae. Gene Ontology annotation, biological process: positive regulation of GTPase activity; small GTPase-mediated signal transduction. Bases 646 to 1176 code for a protein of 176 amino acids. The transcript has 5 exons. The record is from RefSeq and is a predicted model, not a curated record.
AAAUAAGCCUGAAGGGCUUGAUUAGUUGGAUAAGGUGUGUUUAGUUAGGGUUGCAUCUAAACCAUGCAGGGCUCCGGCUCUCCAGGGGUUGAGUUUGACCCCCCUGUACUCUGGCAAACAAUUAGUUCUUUAAUAUGAAUUGAAUCAUGCGCGCUUUGCGUGAAGAAUGGUUCGUGAAUAAUGAAUAAAGUUGGGAUGACGUUUCUGGGGAUGUUGGCUUUGCUCAUGAAUAUUAAUCAGUACUUGUCCGUAGUAGAAUUCGUAAGUUCUCUAUCUGGACAGGACGGGGAGGGAGUCGAGCCUCGACCGGAUUACGCCUGACUUCAGCGGCGUGUUAAACCUCCCACAAACACACGGACAUGAGACUGUGACAGCACGGGGAAGGGGUUCAUUUAGACCGCCAACACUUUCUGGGGACUUUAAAGCACUGCAAACGUGGACUAAAGGAUCCGUCUCGUUCAUCUGAACAUGAGAGUUCACGGCUGGACAAGCGGAGGGCUUUUGGGAAGGAUUUUUAUAUCUCGGGCGCUCGCAAAGGUGCGCGCUUGUAGUCGGGACAGCGGAGAAAACAGACUUUGAUUGUUUUUUUUUUUUAAUAAUUUAUUUACAUGUCUGCUGGAAAUUAAUGAAAGUUUGAAAUCUGAAAUGUCAGUCCCGACUCAUGUGGAGACGCGUAAGUUCACCCGCGGGCUCAGUAAACCGGGCACGGCGGCGGAGCUGCGGCAGAGCGUGUCGGAGGCGGUCAGGACGUCGGUGUUAGUGGUGAAGCCGCGUGUGGUGGAGCCUCUGGACUAUGAGAGUGUGCUGGUGCAGAGGAAAACUCAGAUCCUCAGCGAUGGACUCAGGGACAUGCUGCUGUUUCCUCUCGAGGAUUUCCAGGUGUGUAUGCUGCCACGACAGAUCCGGACGCUCUGUCCCUCCAUACCUCCACACGCGCUGAGAGAGGCACAGAGUCUGUUUGUGCAAGAGUGCAUCAAGUCUUACAUCUCUGACUGGCAUGUUGUCAAUUACAAAUAUGAGGAUUAUUCCAGUGACUUCCGUCAGCUUCCCAACAAAGUGUCCAGACCUGAUAAUUUAGCCCAGCAUGUUUUUGAGGUGGAUGAAGACGUGGAUAAAGAUGAGGUAAAUCAAAUGCACACACAAACACACCUCUCAGCACUGUCACCCUCUUGUUGAACUCUUAAAGGAUUAGUUCACUUCGCGAAUAAAAAUUUCCUGAUAAUUUUCACACCCCCAUGUUAUCCAAGAUGUUCAUA